Ceratitis capitata (Mediterranean fruit fly) is the source of this 2436-nucleotide messenger RNA. RefSeq lists its product as uncharacterized. Gene Ontology annotation, biological process: regulation of transcription by RNA polymerase II. The record is from RefSeq and is a predicted model, not a curated record. Lineage: Eukaryota; Metazoa; Arthropoda; Insecta; Diptera; Tephritidae. The transcript is spliced from 6 exons. Bases 365 to 2056 code for a protein of 563 amino acids. Gene Ontology annotation, cellular component: nucleus; transcription regulator complex.
GGUAUGAAUGAAGGCCUGGGCAAAAUGUAAUCAAUGCUGGAGGUCGACGCAUACAAUACAUGUAACUUACUACUUCAACGGAGAUCCGCAACCAUUCGCUACUGGGUACAUAAACACAUCUGUUGGCUUGCCAGCAGAUACAUGUGUAUGUGCAUUUUGAGAGCGUCAAAUCGCCCGAACGCAAGAGUGUUAACUCGUUGUCGCUCACUCGCUGCUAAAAUGGCUGACAACGAGCUACAUAUCGCCAGCGUUUGCGUCCACAGUUGACGUUUGAAGCGCAAAAUAGGUAGACGUCGUAUUUUGACUACAAGCCGAAAAGAAAUUUCGUUAAAACUCAAAUAUACUAUAUUAAAUAUUAAAAGAUAUGGAGGAAAAAUUCAAUAAACGUAUGAUAAGCUUGAUACGUAAGAACAAAUGUGUGUAUGAUCCGGCGGAUAUGGAUUAUCGGAAUCGAACUGCUAAGGUUAUUACUUGGAGGCGAAUUGCACAGGAUUUGAAAACUAAAGACACAUUUUGUAAAAAGCGCUGGAAAUCACUGCGUGACUCCUAUAAAAGAUGGAAGCGCUCAGAAAAACGUGCUUCGGACGAAGAAAAGCCAUACCAUAAAUUUAAGUACGCUGAUGAUAUGGCCUUUUUGGAUCGCAUUAGGAAUGUUAGUAUAUUCGAAAGCGCCGACUACGACUACCGUUUCGAAGAUGAGGAGGAGGGCGAAGAAAACUACGAUGAUGGUGAUAGUGAUAAUGGAGUUUCAUGGCCUCCACUGCCGUCACCGAACAGUAGUGAAAUGGAAGACAUACAAAAUGAAUAUGUAGAGGAAUUGUUAAAUGAAAAUACCUGCAAUAGCGACGACAAAGUGCCGCAUAAAUUGAAAUCGAAUACACUCAGGAAGCCUAAGGCUGAGAUGACUCAAGAUACGAGUAUCCAACCAGAUUUUAUGGAAGUUAACACCAAGACUGCAGAAAAUAAAGAUAAUGAAAUCACCAUAGGCGAUCCACUAAUACCACGAAAUCCUACUUCACUGCUUUUUGAAAGCUUAGCUCAGAAAAUUAUAUCUGCUGGCUUGCCACAAAUUGCAGUGGACGCCAUAGAGUUGAAGCUGGCUAAGGUGGUGUAUGAUGAAAUUGCAAAGGCACGACGUAAAUACGAAAAUGUGAAAGACGUCGAAUGCUUGAAGCAGUGGCCGUUAUUGUUUAAUUUUGCAAAUAGUAUUUUAGUAUAUAAGUGCGAGCAUACAUACAUACGUAUAUGUAUAGAUAUAAAAUUUAUUAUAUUACAAAAAAUGGAUCAAAAACUCAAUAAACGUUUGAUUGAAUUGAUAAGAAAAAACAAUUGCCUAUUUGACGGCGCCUCACCGGAUUAUCGAAAUAGGCAUGCCAAAGCUAAAAUAUGGAGAAAAAUUGCACAACAACUAGAUGUGAAAGAUGCACAUUGCAAAAAUCGCUGGGUAUCUCUUCGUGACUCGUAUAAAAGGUGGAAGCGUAAAGAAAAACGGUCAGGUGGCAAGGAUAAAACACAUAAAUUCAAAUAUGCUGAUGAUAUGGCUUUUUUGGAAAAUAUUAAAAGUUAUUAUAUACCCAGGGAUAGCGCCAAUACCACACACUUCUCCGACGAGGAUUAUACCGACGACGACGAUGAUGAGCAGGUGAAUGAUCGUGAUAAAGAAGAUUCUUGGUCAGCUUUACAUUCACCCGAAUAUACACAAAUGGAAGACAAACAACAAGCUAAUGAAGCAAGUAAACCAAAUGACAAUAUUCCGAACAAUGCCGUAGCAUCUGAUAAUGCGAACCCAGUUACGAGUAUGACUGAGAAUGAUCAAAUUAUUAGUAUGCAGCCGGUUUUUAUGGAAGUCAAGACUGCUGAAAAUAGUGAUAAUGAAGUGAGCAUCAGAGAUCCAUUGACAGCUCGAAAUUCCACUUCGUUGCUUUUCGAAAGUUUAGCGCGGAAAAUAAUCUCUUCUGGCAUGCCGCACACUAUGGUAGAUGCUAUUGAGUUGAAGGCGGUUAAACUUGUGUAUGAUGAAAUUUCUAAGGCACGACAAAAGCGUGAAAAUCCGUAGUAUUCAAUAAAAUUUAAUAAAUAAAAAAAAUUCGGUAAAAUGUUAAUAAAUAGUAUUGUGUUGAAGUAUUAUCCAUAGUUCUGUUCGGUGAGCUGUUGGGCAGUAAAAAUUGUUACUAGUUUUUACGAAAUCGCGUUCGGUGUGCCAAAAUGCAAGCCAAAUUUGUAACGAGAGAGUGAAUAUUUAACAUUUUAUUACUGGGUAAUUCUAACUGACAUUUCUCACCGAACAGCGCUAAUGUUUGCUCGUAUUGUAUUUAACUGUAUGCAUGUUUAUUUUUUAAGAACUCGAAUGAAAAUAAUUUCCUUUAUAUACUAUUUCAUUUUUUUUAUUUGAAACUUUGAAUAAAAUUACUCUAAGCAAUUGAAUGAGUUAAACAU